Messenger RNA from Lotus japonicus, 609 nucleotides. RefSeq lists its product as uncharacterized. The record is from RefSeq and is a predicted model, not a curated record. The transcript has a single exon. Lineage: Eukaryota; Viridiplantae; Streptophyta; Magnoliopsida; Fabales; Fabaceae. Bases 7 to 567 code for a protein of 186 amino acids. Gene Ontology annotation, molecular function: enzyme inhibitor activity.
UCAAUAAUGCUCCUAUCGUUGUUUUUUCUUCUUUCCUUGAUCUUCAAUAUUUGUUAUGCUGCUAAUUGUUUACCUCCAUCAGUCACCUCUAAUUUGUAUGAAAAAGUGUGUUUUGAUACAGGAAAUUCGACCUCCAGUACCAAUCCCUGCCCAAUCACCAACCGUUGCCUAAAACUUCUGGAACCUUACCCUCAAAUCACUUCGGCUAAAGACUAUGUUACACUGUGCAAGUUCUACCUAAAGGUGGCAAUAGAGAAUGCAACAAAAGUCCAUAAUUAUUUCAAUGAAGUGAUGAAGAAGAACUCUUCUUCUGAAGCCUUGAAAUUAUGUGCAACUGUUUACUAUGACGGGUUUGUUAACGAAUUGAAAGCUUCAUUGGCUGAUUUGGUUAGGGACCCAUCAAGUGCAAACUAUGAUGCCUUUACUGCUGGAGAUGGAAUUAACGCCUGCAAUAGCCUCUUGGAUAACGAAAAGAUAUCUAAUCCUAUUCUUCAUACCUUAAAUAGUGACAUGUCAUUUCUUGUUGUAGUUGCGUUUUUUGCUACAUACAAUCUUCCAGGCCAGUAAUUGAUUCAUAUAUACAUAUAUGUUGGCUUUUAUUGAAUUUUA